Moneuplotes crassus is the source of this 1305-nucleotide messenger RNA. Lineage: Eukaryota; Ciliophora; Spirotrichea; Euplotida; Euplotidae. The record is from the annotation of a GenBank genome assembly.
UAAUAAUUACCAAAUGAAGAGGCCUAAAGAAGAACAAGAUCUUUACAAGCCAGAUGAAGAAACCUGAAAUGAGCUCAUUCAGCAGUAUAAACGAAUGAAACUUGAAAAUGAGGAGGAUAAACAUCCUGAGAUAACUAAGGCCCCAGUUCUUACUAAGAAUGCAAAGAUGAUCUCCACUAGGGAGCAGAAGAAGACCUUAAAGCAAUGGGAGGAUGGUCUUAGAGAUCAUUUAGUAGAGAAAGCGGAGAAGCAAGAUGAGUAUGAGCGGAAGAUGAAGAUUGAGAUAGGGGUGAACGAAUUCACAACAGGUGAAAAUUCACAGAUUAGUAGGGAUUAUAUGCAUGUUACACCCACAAUGAUGCUUCCUAUGUACUGUGAAUUUGAUACAAGAGAGAAAUGAGAUGAGCAUCGGAAGAAUCUUUUAUAUCAUGAAUCUAACUCAAAAGUGAGUAAUCUGACAUUCAAAAUGUGCUAUUCGUCAAUGAAUCAGUGAAACAAGAUUCACUUCAGACCGACCGUAACUUCUUCGACUAUUCCAACUCUUGGUGACUGCUCAUACUUAGACACAUGCAAAGGUAAGGGUCAAUGAAAAUACAUUCACUACGAUACACAAAGUCCUUGCACUCUGAAUGAAAGCCUAGCUCUUGAGCCUAAGAAGUAUAGUGGAGCUGAAUGGAUUAACUGAGAUGUCCUAAAUUUGAACUUCAGAGAGCUUGGAAAAUUUGAUGUCGUCCUUAUUGAUCCACCUUGGGAUAUCAACAUGAAUCUUCCCUACCAAACCAUUGGGGACAAGCUCCUCGCUUCUCUCGAGAUUGAGCCUCUCCAAGAAGAAGGGAUCAUCUUCCUAUGGGUCACUGGAAGAGUCAUGGAGCAAGGAAGAGAGCUGCUCAAAUAAAUGGGGAUAUAGAAAAGUUGAAGAAAUAGUCUGGGUGAAAAUAAAUCAACUAAACAAGCUCAUCAGAACUGGUAGAACAGGUCAUUGGCUCAACCAUAGCAAGGAGCAUUGUUUAGUAGGGCUUAAAGGAAAGCCUAAAUAUCCAUUAAAACUUGAUACAGACGUGAUUGUUGCAAAAGUAAGAGAAACUUCACAAAAACCAGAUGAACUCUACCAUAUGAUAGAGAGACUAGUCCCUACAGGAAGAAGGAUAGAGAUCUUUGCUAGGAUGAACAACAUAAGACCAGGAUGGCUCUCCAUUGGGAACCAGCUGCGCACAACUCGUUUAGAAGAUGCUGGUCUAGUUGAAAAAUUCAAGAAUGGAGAGCUGCUCAAAGAUAUGCCUGAAGAGUAGAUUUGACUUACUAAGA